CAAGCACCCACUGACAAGCACACAUUUCAACUUUUCUAUCAUGUUUCGCGUAGGCAAUUCUGACUCGAUAGCAAGUAAACCCACAAACUUCCUGCCAGUUCUACGGGCGAAGUCGGCGUUCAAAGGUCUUGUUUCAAUUCCAAAUGAAACACAGGGUUCCAGGGAGGAAAAGAAUAGCUUUAUAAGAAGCAGGUUCAGUUACAAGGAAUGUGUCAGGUUUGUGGCCGAUCCGAAUAAACCUAGGAGGCCAGGUGGAUAUAUUGCCUGCUAUUGCGGAGAACUGGAAUAUAAACACUAUAAAGAUCAUAAUGUUAAAAGAAAUCAUGAUAUUAAAUGGUUGGAAUCACAGGAUAUCAAGGUUAUUGGGCCUACAAAUGCUUUUGGACAGGUUGAGUUCUCGGACUCACACAUUCAAAAGCCAGCAGAAUUUGUCCGAAUAUCAGAUGAAGAUAGACUAGAGGAUGUUAUGACACUGAUCAAGGAUCACUGGAAAAUGAUGGAACCGGAAAAACCAAAUCUGUGCAUAUCUGUCAUCGGUGUAGCAAAUGAUUUUUUUCUUGAAGGACACAGAAAAGAUGUUUUUUAUUCAGGUUUUCUUCAAGCGGCUCGAAGCACCAAGGCUUGGAUUCUAACAUCUGGAUUAAAUUUCGGUGUUGCAAAAAUUGUCGGGAAUGCUUUACAAGACCAAAAUUUCUAUUUCGAUAGAUAUGAAGCGUCUGGAUCUCUUCGUUGCCUUGGAAUUGCUCCAUGGGGUUACGUUUUUAAUCGAGAAACGCUCAUUUCUGAGGAACAUGAUAAACCCAUACGAUAUGAAGUAUCAGAGUAUGUCGCUGCAGACACUCCAGUUUAUUUGAACCCAAAUCAUACACAUUACGUGUUUGUGGAUGACGGUUACCGUUUAAAAUAUAGUGGGAGUAAAUCGGCUGAAUUUCGAGCUAAACUGGAACAAAAAAUUGCUCUUCCUAUAGAAGGAGGUGGUUUUGGUAUCCCAGUUGUCCUAGUAGUUGUAGAAAUUGAUUACAAUGUAUGUAUUGAUGUUAAGAAUAGUAUAGAGAAAAAUGUGCCGGUGGUGAUUUGUUCGGGUACUGGACGAACAGCCCGUCUUUUUGAAUUAGCCGUGGAUUACCAUUCAAAUUAUGAUGAGUUUCAAGGCUUUUCGGAGAAAGAAAUAUCAGAACUAAAACGAUUAAUAAUUCCUGUUUACGGUGACCUAGGUAAAGUUCAUGACAUUGUCAAAAUGAUUGAAUUUAUCGUACAAAAGACACAGUUGAUUACUAUCUUUGAUAUGAGUCAAUCAAGUGAUUUAGAUUUAGCUAUCCUAUCGGCAUUGAUUAAAGCAUCAUCCAAUUCAGACAAGCAAUUGGAGUUGGCAUUUACCUGGGAAAGAAGUCAUAUUUUGGAGGAGAAAAUAUUCCGAGAAGGUCAGAAAAUUAAACUAGAAACUUUAGAGCAUUACAUGCUGAAAGCAUUAAAAGAUGAUAAACUUGAAUUUGUCAAAAUUCUUCUACGAAAUGGUGUAACAAUGAAAACAUUUUUAACUGUUGGUCGACUGCGAGAGUUGUACAAUGAUUCGAAUCGGUAUGAUGGGUUUUUAAAAUGUCUCAAGAAAAAUAAUUUGUCUCCUCCAUCGACGAACAUUUCUCAUGACAAAAGGACUGGCCAUACUGAUGCAAAUAUGCAGACUGCUAAGAAAGCAUCUGACCAUAUAGGUAUGACGUCAAGAAGUGUAGUAGUUCCUGUCUCUACUGCUGGAGGCUCUAAUAAUACAGGAGAGACCACGAGUUCAUCACAUAUUCAGAUACGGCUGCCCAUCAUAAACAAGCUUUUGGAUCGUAUGCUGGGAAACUUUGAAAAUUUAUUGUACGAAUCUGAUAACGAAACUAUGCAGUUUAAAACGAAAAUAUGGUCUAGGAUAAUUGGCAAAGUCUUUCCUUCACCAUUUGAUGAAUUAUUCCUGUGGGCUGUGCUUCAUCAGCGUCAACAAAUGGCUUUGUACUUCUGGGAAUGUAGCGACAAUCCUCUCAUCUUAGCAUUGAUUGGAUGUUGCCUGUACUCAAAUAUGAUUGAAUCAUUGCCUGCCUACGAUACAGAAACUAGAGCCUUAUAUGAAUCAUAUGUAACUGAAUUUGAAAGAGUAGCUGUUCGUUUGUUAGACCUAUGUUAUGAAACGGAUGAGAAACUGACAUUGGUUUUGCUGGAACGUGAAGCAUAUUUAUGGGGUCACUUCAACUGUAUGCGUUUAGCAGCUCAAUCUGUUCGACGCAAAUUCAUUAGUUGUAUUGCUUGUCAAGACUCUCUUCAUUAUGCUUGGCAUCAAGGCAUACGCGUCAAUAUAUUCAUUUUGUUAUGUGCUUUGCUAUGCCCACCUCUUUUAUUCUCUGAUCGUUUAUUACAACUGGAAACUAAACCUUCAGUUGUUGAUGAAUCACAGAGCACUGGUGGAUCCAGAAGUAAUAAUAAUAACUAUAAAAGGAAUAACAACAAUGCUGAUGACCAUCUUCAAGAGAAAUUUACUGAAUGUGACAAAAUCAAGUGGAAAUUUCGUGCAUUUUAUAGUGCUCCAAGGACCAAAUUUGCUUACAAUGCUGUAAUAUAUGUUCUAUUCGUCCUAUUCUUUUCGUAUACCCUUAUGUUCGAAACACUGCCAGAUAGGAUUUCAAUUUAUGAGUUUGCUGUCAUCACUUAUUUCGCCGCCAUGCUUAUAGACCUAAUAAGACAGAUUGUUAAAUCGCAUGAUGAUAGAUAUGAACAAUUUCAUUUACGAUGGAAUCAUAACUAUUGGAAUAAAUCUGAUCUACUUUUAGUUGGUUUAGCCUCAGUUAGUGCACUGUUGCGUAUUGGCAUGAGUACAACAUUCCUUUAUGCAAAAUCACUCUAUGCAAUAACGUUGGUCGGCUGUUAUUUGAGAAUAUAUGGUUUAUAUUCUCAUCAUCCGCGUUUAGGUCCUAAAUUAGUUAUGAUACGUAGUAUGUUGGUUGAGUUGUUAAUGUUCAUAUUCAUCUUGGUCAUUGUUCUUGUCGGUUAUGGUGUAUCUCAACAAGUCUUACUCUAUCCAUAUCGUGCCAAUUUCACAUGGACAGCUGUACGUGAUGUAUUUGCUUAUCCUUAUUGGAAUUUAUUUGGUGAACUUACACUGGAGUAUGCUUUCGCUGAAAAAGAUGGGUGCACAAAUGAUGCUGCAAAUAAGGAAGAUUGUCCAACAUUCAACUUUUUAAGUCCACUAUUUUUGGCUAUCUAUCUAAUGCUUGCUGCAAUUUUAUUGAUGAAUCUACUGAUUGCAAUUUUCAGUAAUGUUUUCGAGAAAAUUGAAGAGAACUCAAUUGAACUGUGGAAGUUUAACAUACUGUCAUUGGUGUUAGAAAAUAGUAACCGACCCAUUCUUCCUGUGCCUUUCUCGGCUAUUACAGCUAUUAUUGAGUUUAUACUUUACUGUCUUCAUGUUAAACCAAUUGUUUCAAAAAUUAGACGUAUUUUAAACAGGACCACUGAGACCAAUAAUGCGAGACCACGUAGUAUCAAUGGAAAAAUAAUAGCUGAUCAAGAUGUAGCAGCAAAUUUACUAACUUCUGAAGAAAAAUGUACAGCUGAGUGUUAUAGAACAUGUAGAUUAGUACCUGAUUAUUUAACAUUCACUCCAAAAAAGAGGCAUGAUACGCAUUCUUUUAAAAACCAAUUUGAAUGGUUUAAUGCUAAAAAGUUAGAAAAUUACUGUCGACAAAAGUUACUUAGAGAAAAUCAAUGAAACAAGAUGCUCAGACGUUCAAAGAAGAGUGACAAUAUUAAAGAUAACAACAUAUGUUCAAUACCAGUUACACAAGAACCAAUUCAAUGCAAACUACAAGUUUUAUCAUCAAAGUAAUCAUUUUUAUUAAUCCUAGAAUAAUCAGUAGCUUUUUAUAAGUUAUAACUUGUGACACACAAUCUAAAAAUGGUAUUCCCUUUCAUAUUCAACUUUGAUUAUUUUUACGUCUCAAGAUAACUUUAUUUUGCGCAAUGUAUUUUCAUACAUUUUUCGCUUUAAUUUAAUUCUUUCUUUUAAUGUAGUGACUUCCUUCAAACAUUAUGGUUGAUGUUUAUUACCAGGCUCACUUCUCCCACCUAAUUUAUUUAGGGUGGAAGAAAGAAAUUGGAAAUGAAAAAUGAUUGGCUGG
This is a messenger RNA of Heterobilharzia americana, 4151 nucleotides long. Lineage: Eukaryota; Metazoa; Platyhelminthes; Trematoda; Strigeidida; Schistosomatidae. The record is from the annotation of a GenBank genome assembly.